UAGACACCCCCCCCCCAGGGCUGGGAUAGAACCCAGGAGUCCUGGCUCCUAGCACUCUCCCAGAGCUGGGGAAUCCAGGCUGUAAGUGCCCCUUACUCUAACCACGAGACCUCCCCUGAGUUCUUGGAUAGCAUUUUUCACAGGUAAAACCGGGAGUCUGAACUCCCAGCUUCACUCCCAAGCCCUCCUGUCUAGCUGAGACUAGUACCCAAACUAGUCCUGUUCCCCUCCCCCUUUCCAAGCUACUAAUAGGCCCAAGCAGCCAGACUCCUAACACAUCCCUUUCCCCCUAGGCUGGCACAGAACCCAGGAGUCCUGGCGGCUAGUCAUGCAAUCCUAGUCUAGACUCACCUAUGUGGUUUCCAUGCUAACCCUGUUUUUUGUGUCCUUUCUUCCUCAGAUUGGCUCCAAUCUUUAGCCCCUGAGGCAAGACUCUAGCGUGUGACCAGUCCCAGGACAGGCCUGCGCCAAGCCUGUUGGCAUGGCCCUGCUCACCAUGUCCUGGUGCCAGUGACUCCCGUGGUGCCCUUUUCCAUGGCUAGAGAGGCCAAGUGGCACAGACAGGCCAGCCAGCCUGCCCUAAGCCAGAGCCUUUGCCCUGUAAAGGAACCAUUGAGCCUGGGCCCUUUCCAGUUCAGCCAAGAGAACUCUCCAACAGCCUGAGCCAUUUUGCAAGAACUUGAGCAGGCACUGCCACUCCAUUUCCCCCUUCCUCAAUACAGGAGCUGGGGGCUCAGCUCCCUCCAGACACCAGUGCGUGGCCUCCCAGGGCACCUGUGCCAUGAUGAGUAGUACGGGGCCUUUCCUGCAAUGGGCCCAGGAGGUGGCUGCGCUGCUGCUGCUGCGAGUGCGGCGCACGGUGCUGCAGACAGCUAUCUUGCUCUGCGUGCUGUUGCUGCUGCUCUGGAUCGCUGUCUUCCUCUAUGGCAGCUUCUACUACUCCUACAUGCCCACCGUCAGCUAUGUCAGCCCUGUGCACUACACCUUCAGGACAGAUUGUGGCUCGCCAGGCCCUGAUCUCUGUUCCUUCCCUAUUGCCAACAUCUCGCUGGUCAAAAACAACCGGGACAGGGUGCUGAUGUAUGGGCAGCCUUACCGCAUUUCCCUGGAACUGGAGCUGCCUGAGUCGCCUGUGAACCAGGAGCUGGGCAUGUUCAUGGUGGUGAUGUCCUGCUACACCAAGGGUGGACGCAUUGUCUCCUCUACAACCAGAUCGACCAUGCUGCAUUACCGCUCAGGCCUGCUCCAGACCCUGGAUACCCUGGUCUUUGCUGGGCUCUUCUUCUUGGGCUUUGCUGAGCAGAAGCAGAUGGUUGAGGUGGAGCUGUACUCGGACUACAGGGAGGACUCGUAUGUCCCAACUGUUGGAGCCGUGAUAGAAAUCCAGACCAAGCGGAUCCAGAUCUAUGGGGCACAGCUGCGGAUCCAUGCCCACUUCACAGGCCUGCGAUACCUGCUCUAUAAUUUCCCAGUGACCUCGGCCAUCCUGGGUGUGGCCAGUAACUUCACCUUCCUCAGCGUUAUCGUCUUCCUCAGCUACCUGCAGUGGAUCUGGGGCAGCAUGUGGCCCCGGGAGCCCCUCUUGGUACAGGUGAACACGAGGGAUGGGGCCAGCCUGCAGCAACGGCGGGAGGAGGCACGACGGCGCAUGGCGACCCCCAGGCCAGCAGAAGACCAAGAGGAGCUGACAACACUGCAGCCUGAGGCCAUGGGGCUGGGCAAGGAUGACCAGGAGAGGGUUCCUGAGGGAUCAGCUUCUCCCCCACAGCUACCAGGUGAGGUUCUGGAGACAAUUGGCCCCACAGGGGACACAGCCCAGGCUAAGGAGCUGGAUCUGAGUGAAGAGACUGAGUUCGAGUCCGUGGAUGAGUCCUCCCUGUUCACGGAUGCCAGCUUCCCACCCCCUGCAGGGACACUCCUAACACUACCACAGCCGGGAGAGGGGGCUGAGGCCAUCGCAGGGGCUGAGAUCCGUCAGAGACACAUCUGCUCCAGCUCCUAAGGGCAGCAUGGCCUCUUCCACCCCACCCCACCCCCUAAAAAAAAACAACAAAAAAACACUGACCUUGUUUUCCAGGCUCCCAGCUCAUGUUUACAUUCCAGCCCCCCGGCCCCUCACUUGGAACUGCUGUAAUUUUAAUAAACCACCUGCUAACAGA
Messenger RNA from Chelonoidis abingdonii (Abingdon island giant tortoise), 2159 nucleotides. The record is from RefSeq and is a predicted model, not a curated record. NCBI's taxonomy places the organism in Eukaryota, Metazoa, Chordata, Testudines, Testudinidae.